Molecule: messenger RNA, 552 nt
Organism: Rangifer tarandus platyrhynchus (Svalbard reindeer)
Lineage: Eukaryota; Metazoa; Chordata; Mammalia; Artiodactyla; Cervidae
Source: the annotation of a GenBank genome assembly
AUGGCCCGGCUCUUCCGGGCAUCCUGCCUUCUCUCCCUGCUCCUGGCCGGCUUCGUUCCGCCGAGCCAGGGACAGGAGAAGUCGAAGACGGACUGCCAUGCUGGUUACGUUGAACUGAAUGCACUGCAGGAAGAGCUUGAACCAUUUGGUCUGGUCAUUCUGGGCUUCCCCUGCAACCAAUUUGGAAAACAAGAACCAGGAGAGAACUCGGAGAUCCUAGCCUCCCUCAAGUAUGUUCGACCAGGUGGGGGCUUCAUCCCCAAUUUCCAAUUGUUUGAGAAAGGCGAUGUGAAUGGGGAGAAAGAGCAGAAGUUCUACACGUUCCUGAAGAACUCCUGUCCUCCUACUUCGGAGCUCCUAGGCUCACCUGGCCGCCUUUUCUGGGAACCCAUGAAGGUCCAUGACAUCCGGUGGAACUUUGAGAAAUUCCUGGUGGGGCCAGACGGCAUCCCCAUCAUGCGCUGGUACCACCGCACCACGGUCAACUCUGUCAAGAUGGACAUCCUGACCUACAUGCGGCGGCGGGCAGUCAUGGAAGUCAAGGGGAAGUAA